Trypanosoma grayi is the source of this 12426-nucleotide messenger RNA. RefSeq lists its product as hypothetical. NCBI's taxonomy places the organism in Eukaryota, Euglenozoa, Kinetoplastea, Trypanosomatida, Trypanosomatidae. Gene Ontology annotation, cellular component: cytoplasm. The coding region runs from base 1 to 12426 and encodes 4141 amino acids. Gene Ontology annotation, molecular function: protein binding; ubiquitin-protein transferase activity. The transcript has a single exon. The record is from RefSeq and is a predicted model, not a curated record.
AUGCGAGGGGCAGGUGGGUGGAAGCCCUCGACAGAUGUCGUUCGCAAUGCUGCAUCAGCGACGACGGUAUCGCUGCUAUCCAGCGAGGCUAAUGUAAGUAACAACGAUGCCUUGCUCCUUCGGCCAACAAUGUACGAGGCGAAGUAUGUACAGCCAGCGCCAUUGCUGAAGGGUUUUCUGUACAUGCAGGACCCGAAUGAACUAUCCAACAAAAACGAUGGCGUGGAAAUAAACAAACUAACCAUCUCACAAUUGUACAGCAGCGUAUAUCUUCCCUAUGUACAGAAGAAACAGCGCCAAACUGAGGUGGGAUUCCCCCUUUCAUCGGGGCCACCUGACUUUGACAGCGAGUCGCCGACGGAUCCAGAGAAUGUGAUGCGGUACAUUAAGGGUCUCUCUGCUGUGCACCGCAGCCGACUUGAUGAUCCAACGCCUUUUCUUUUGUACGAGACUCUUGUUACAGGAUUUAUGGAAAGUGCUGCUUCCAUAUCCACUCAGGCUGGUGCUGAAACAAGGGACAAUUCAUUGAACGGCGAUCAGUCGUCGUUAUUGAGUUCGCAUGAUGAGGACGUACCUGGAUCAGUUCCAGUGCCGCGGUUUCAGUCUUCUACUCCGGAAACAGAAAUGGUGACAUUGACGUUGUCCAUGUGGCUGUCGAACAUUCGACAGUUGGAAAACCUUGGAAUCACUAUGCAGAAGAUAGGGGAAUCUCCAGCAGCCACCCGGGCUUUAACUCCAUCAGUUGUGAUGUCUGCACUUGAAAACUGCAGGGAAUUGGUGAUGGGGGACCAGUGUUCCCAGGAGCGGAAGGGCGAGUUGUGUAGCUUGAUGGGGUUUGUUGUCCUCCCGAGAGGCGAGGUUCGAGAGGUGUUGGAGUAUGUAGGCAUGGUUGAGGAGUACAACUCCCGCACUAGAUCCCGCAUUGUACCCAGCGCGUUACCAUACUACGAGGAAGUGCUUCGGAGUUUCAGAUUGAGUUCACCGACACAGUACGUCAUGUCGUCCCCUGUGGAUGCGCAUCACAGUGAAACCGCAAAGUUGCCCCUCAUGUUGUCUGAAGGGACUAGUGUCAUCUCUUUUUGUGUUUCACCAUGUGGACGACUUUUGGCAGUGGCAGCUGUUUCUGGCAUGUCAAUUUUUGAAACCGCUACUGGAAAGCUAUUGGCGAAGUCUACAGAUGUGGAUAUGACGCGGUCUUUGUGGAUUAUGCAGUUUUCUAGUGACUCUACGAGGCUUAUUCUCACCACACAAACGGGAUUGCGUCAUGUGCUUUUAAAUACCUCACUAGGGUACGUUGGUGAACACAACACAGACUACCCAGCUAUACCUACCAAAGUUACAGAAGAGUCUAUUGAUUUUCUCUUUUCUCCACGGCUCACCAGUGGCCGAAAGAGUUCUUUAUACCUCGUGGCCUCUGGAAAAAUAGUUUUGGACCAGCUUGGCUACUCCUCGGAUAAGGCCAUUGAUGGUUUUGUUAUCUGUGCGCACCUCCACAGCGACUUUGUGGGGGAUCUGGUAGUUCUGGAAGCCUCUGACGAUGUUUUUACCCUCCAUGUGGAGAGAAGAGUGGUUACGCUAUCGCAAGGAUCCUACAGCUGUUGUGGCGUGGUCCCUAACAAUGCCCCUUGGCACUUUAUUUACUGCAAGUGGAGCAAGGGUGCUUGGACACUCGGCAUAGACAGUACAUUGGUGGAAUUGCGCGGCGCCCGCACCAGUCAGCCAAAGAUGACGAAAGUCAUCGGAGCAACGAUCCUUGAUGGCACUGGUCAUGUGGCUUCACUUGUGGCAUGGAUCAGUGAUAGUUGCGAUACCCGGUUGAUUAGGCGUUUUUCAACGGAGAGAAAGCUGGACGUUGCAGCAAAGCCCUUAUUCCACCUUCCGUUGGAUGAAAGCGAGGGACUCUGGAUAAAGGAGCUGGCUGCGAUGCGAGCCCUCACUAUUCCAGAGCAAAACGUUCUCUGGGAUGAUACCGUACGUUGCCCCUGUACACCUUCAGAAUCUUACGAUCACAAUGUCCGACUUCCACAUCAACUGUUGCUACAAGCAGAUAUUAUGAUCAGUGACUACCAGGUGCUUAUUGUGCUUCCAUCGGUCCAUAAAGGUGGUGACGGAAUUGUCAUUGGAGUCCAACAAGGGGCAAACUCCAUUGGUCGUGUGUACCGGUGUCCUGGAAGCUAUUCGCAGACACUUUACUUCCUCUCUCGUGACGAGUCCUCUCUAUACGCGAUUCAGCAGCGUUUCUCGACGCUCUCUGUGACCACUAUCUCUACAGUUUCGAGAAGGGAUCACACACUACAAGAGAGCGGUAUUGUACGCAACGAUAUUCCGCGAGGCUCACCAGAAUGGCUAUGCAACGAGAUUUUAAAACGAAUAUGCAUUGAAGGCAUUGAUUUGCUCCGGAUCCCACCUGAGAUGAGUCCGUUACGAACCGAAAACCUUUGGCAUCUCUCUGCCAUUUUGCAUGGUGCUAAACGGACAUCUAACCGUCUUAAGUUGGUGGCGGUUAUGACGCUGGCAAUGGUGCACUUUGAGCGCCUGCUGUCGGAAAAUGUGGAACCGCUUUCGCAUAUUUCUGCCUCACUUAGCCGUUCAUGCAAGCAGAUAAUAGAGUGGUUCCCUGAAGGUUUUAUUCGCGAUGUGGCCGCAGCUUUGGUCAGGACGGGUGCAAGUCAAUCGCUUACAUUGUCUGAUAAAGUCGAUAUUCUCAUACACGCAGAUGAAUCUAAAGCAGCGGACCUCUUGGACGUCUGCAUGUGCAAGGAAUCUUUAUACAGUAUACUUUCAUUUGUCGUCAAUGAUAACCCGGCUAAAAUUAUACUUAUUGCGAGUGGCCUCCUCCGUCGCUGUAGGCUGGAGGAGGAUGGUACUUCAUUGGGCCGUGGAGUGGUGCAUAAAAUGCUGUGGUUUUCGAUCAUUUCGGUACAAGUCUUGCAUGCCCACGGACAGGACAGUCUUGUUGCAAGUUUGCUUGAACUUUUUGAGCAACACUCGAGACGCCUCCUCGUGAAGCGAUCAUGGGAUGACAGUGUGCAGCAAACCGUAGUUCACACAGGUUUUCUGCCGAUGCUCAUUGCUGUUGCUAGGUUGUGCCCGGACGCCGUCACAUCGGGUGUGGAGAAGGCACUGCUAAGUCUCCUUGACACAGCACCUCCAUGUGAAAGCGAGACUCCGUUUUUAGUCAGUUUCGAAACGAAAGAGGCGUGCGAUGUUGUGCCCUCCGCGGAUGAUGCCGCCUUUAGAUUUUUUCUUGACUAUAAGAAGGCGACAUCCGUGGCCAUCACGAAGGAAGUGUCGUCAUCGGAGGUGAUCGUUAUAGUUUCUGAGCCUACAUCUGUGAAGCCGUCCAAAGUUGUUUUGAGUGACGUGACGCAAUUUGUGAAGGUAGGUGGAUCGACAUUGUUAGUGUUUGGGGAAGGUGAGAUUUCACUUACCAUUCUCUGCGUCUACAACCUAUCUGUUGGAACCCCGUGGAGCUGUAUUAUGCGUGAUGGAAUCUUGUAUCUUCUAGUGGCUGCAGCGCGGUACUUAACCGUGACGCCGAAGCCAUGUGAUGUGUUUCUUGCACCUUUGCUGAGACAUGGACUGAACACAAGGAUCUUGGCAACACGCGGGUUGGAUGUUCCUGGUCGGGUAAAUGAAUCGAGAUAUGCAGUUGAAAUUCUAAACAAUGAGAGCGAUGGAAAGGUGCUUGUCGAUGAGGUUUGGAAAAAUAUGAGGGGUUGUGUGACUUUACCGAUGCGACCUGCUAUUCAGGCACUUCUUUCCUUACUCAUACACAGUGGCUUGACACCACAACAGGCGGAGGAUGAGCUGAAACUACGAUGGUUUAGUGGUGAGUGGGGAAGCAAAUUACAGGGAGCUGGUAAAGAUGCUGCUCGUCAGUCCUUGGUUGACCUUGCAAAGUGGAUUACUUCAUCGGUGUUUCACCAAUGUGGUGCCCCUUCGCUUUACACACGCCGAGCUUCGAAUGGACGGCGGCAGACGGUUGAAUGUUCACUGGGAAAGUCACGUUCGACAUCUGAUCUGCAGGCCAGCACAAGUGCCAGACGAAGUACAGUUAAAGGAACACUGCAGAGCCAGGAUACAUUGGAUCAGGUGAGGGCUCUAUUUACCAAGGGUAUCACCCCUGGUGAACUAGAGAGCAUCUUGGUGGAGCGGACCGCUUCUGCACUGAAUACAGCUCGUGGUCUUCAACUUCUUUCUUCCCUAUUGACAAAGAUCACGAAGCAGGAAACUGGAACGCUCCAUGGGAUUCUUGAGGUUCUGUGGCUUCUCUGUGGGGAAGGAAGUGGGAAACAUGUGGUCGAGAGUCUUGUAGGAUCCGGCUUGGAGUUGGAAAUGUGUGUACGUGUGGCCUUUCAUUCCGUUCUGGAGAAGUGUGAGAGUUUUUUAAUAACUGGUUGCCCCAAGGAUAUGUCUUCACAGACGGUCUUGACAUCACCAGCGCACAACGGGGCCUUGACUGUCUUCCUCCUUGCCAUUAUGUGUCAUCCGUGGGACGCCGUAGACUGUGAGCUCUUUACGCGCAGCGGGAGUGAGGGUGGGCUGACAAGUAUUUUGGCACAUCUUGAGGAACAGAUGAGCAUGCCGACGUACGAAGUUCCACUGACGAGUCCGUGGCGUCUCCGACGCGAUCAAAAAGAUGGGACAAGUCCGACGAAGGAACAAGCUGCUUGGAGUGAGCUGAUCGGUAUUGUGGAGCACGCUUCUAUAAACUGCAUUUUACCGAAUGGUUUCUCUGUCGCUAUUCCCGACUUACAGAUGUCGGUUUCGGCAGAAGGUAUCACCUUUGAAAAGAUCAUGUCAAGCUCGUUGAUUUUGCGCGCGGACGAAGGGUGGCCCAUGUCGCGUCUCCCACCAUGUUUCAGCGGUGUCCCGCGCGUUUUCUACUAUGAAGUGACCAUGACAUCACCGUGUUACCGGCUCGCACUCUGCUUGGGCCACUGCCGUGGUGACCUUGACCGCAGUGUCGAGGUAGCAUACUUCUAUGAGAACUCCGGUGCAACACACGACGUUUCUUGUCUUCCGUUUGGAGAGGGCGACACAAUUGGCUGUGGAAUUGUAGCCAUGACGCGACGAGUCUUUUUUACGCUUAAUGGUGUCUUCAUCUCCUUUAUGGGGAUGGUUCACACUAAAACAGAGGUAUUAUUCCCCACACUUCGCAUUAGCAACAAGGAGCGUGCAAGCUUCACUGUGAAUUUUGGCUCGACUGCGUUCUGCUACGAUUUCCGACGGCUCCACCCCGCAUUAUGUGUUUCUUGUUCUCCAACGUGGUAUGAUGUUGCUUCGACGGCGGAGAUUGCACUUCAUUACGUCACAGCUCGUGCGUGCUCCAUGCAGGACUUGAGUAUGCCUAGUGCGCGAUCGUUCGUUGUUGACUGUUGUGAGGUGGUAUGUCGCCGCAUCAAUCGAAUAACAUCUUCGGUCAUGAAUGUUGGUGUCGGCAAAAAUGAUAGUUCUGAAAACCGUAAUCAACAAGCAGUACUUAUCGCUGUUGCUGAAUCCUCCAUUAUGAAUUUCAUUGCUACACUGCGCCACAUUUUACGAGCCACAAAUCCCCACCCGCUUCCUGAUGUCGUGAUCGAAAUGGUAUUUAACGCAGUGACUGUUCUCAUGAUGUUACCUCUUUACUCCAUCCAAAUGUCCACCAUCAGCUUUCUACCAGAGCUUUUGCCCCAUAUUCGUCAAGUGCGGGAUCCAAACGCUUCUGCUAAACUUGUCAAGACGCUGUUUCUUCACGCCAAGGUGCCGGUUGAUCCACGAGAGACAAUUACGUUUGUCCCAUUUUGGCAGCAGUGCGAUACGCGUUGUGUAUCCAUCACGCACAUGCAGGUGGCGUAUAUGCAGCCCGAGGCUCAACGGAGCAUCAUUCUCGGCAAUGUUCUUCCACGAACAGGGAAGGUUUCGUUUUCAGUGCGUGUUUUUCGUAAGGGAUUCUCGAAGAGUCAUUCGCUAAAAGGUGGGUAUUACGUUGGAAUAUCGAUUGCUAACCUUGCGCCUCUGUCGCCGACAAGCAACUCACAGAGCUGGAAAGCUGUCAAGCCGCCUGUUGUAUGGGCCUUACAUGAUAUUUCGCCACAACUUCCCCACGCAGCGAACCCAACAGUAAAACCAAACAAUUUCCAUCGAACUUUUGGGAGUGGUGAAGCGAUUCGUGUAGUUAUUGAUCGUGAUGCUCAGACAGUAAGCUUUUACCGUGAUGAUGAUUUCCUCAAGACACUCUUUACGGAUAUUCCGUCCAACAUCGAUCUGGUGCCAUUUGUUCAGCUUUACAAUGACGAUGCAUCAGUCUCAAUUGGUGCUGGGGACAUGACAGCACCCAUUUCGUCUGCGACACUCCUCGGCGCUGCCUCUGUUGAUGUGCUACGCUGCAUGCUGACACUGGAGCCAUUUGAAAGUCUUGUCGCAGAUGGACUUUGCCAAGAACUUAAUAACGCUGCGUUCCCCAAUGUAACGUUGGCCCUUUUCAAAAGCACACCGGAUCCACGGGUGCUGCAACUUUGCAGUCGCAAUGGUGAAAAGGUUUUGGUGGUGGUACGUCGUUUAAUGCGGUGGUGGGCCAAAUUUUCUAUUGGCAAUGUGUCUUACUACGAGCACAUCAAUAACCUUCGUACGGCGUCUUUUUUGACCAUGAAUGGAACAUUUGAUGUGAAUGAUCCAUCUGCACCUCUCUCCGGUGUUCAACGCUGCAUUGCGAGUUUGGUUUCUACUUUGCACCGGCUUGCCGUUCCCCUCGUCACGACACAGGCUCUAUGUCUUGUCGAGACACAACAGCGUCGUCAGAUACUUGAGAAUGAGAAGGACCAGUGGGACUACCUGUUCCAUGGUGUCCGUGUCAGUCAGUUUGUUAUCAUUCAACGACUAUCACAGCGGAUUUCGAUGUUUGAAUCACCACGUAUCCCUGAUGGCUACGCUUUUUCAGCUGUUCUGUCACACCCCGGCUUCGACUUCUCCCCUCGUUACUGCGGUCGCCUAGCGACAGUGCCGAGUGAUGCGGGAAAUACAACAGCACCUUUUAUAGCCAUCGCCGAGCCGGCAGUGCCGCUCAAAGGUCGGUUUAAUGUACGAUGUCAGCUUCUGCGAGGUCAUACUGGUCAGAUUUUGGGUGGCGGGUACUACUUUGGUGUUUGUGUGUCUUCUUUCGAUUGGAAGCGACGUGAUCUCAAUGUGGGUAUUCCAGAAGUGUGGGCAAUCCACGACAUGGACGACACCCCUUGGAGGUUGCGACACUUAUAUCCAGCUACUCGCUUUCAAAUUACGGCAGAUCCCAACUGCAUCCUCGUGAGUGGUGAUAUUAUACGCCUCGAAAUUGACCGUGACGAGGGAACGAUGCAUGCGUACCGCAAGAGUGCUAAUCAAGAAGAAACCCUAUUGGGUCUUGUUUUUGACAACAUACCAAAUGAAAAAGAACUCUUUCCAUUCGUGCAUCUCUACAACACGGAUGCUGUUGCUGUGCUUUUACCAUCUGAUGGCGACCGUCCGGCAAUAAGGACAACCGUUCAACAGCCACAUUUUGCCCUAUGUCUUUCAAAUGAGAAGCGGAAUUGCGAUGGCUGUGUUGCACAACAUGUUGAGACACGUUUGACAUCUCAGGUGUGGUACAAAUGUAAUGAAUGCGUUGACUAUAACUUGUGCAAGUGGUGCUUUGAAUUCUGUACUCAUCCCCGACAUGCCUUUACAGAAAUGGGAACACAUCCUCUCGUGUACAGUAGUGCUCCUCCCAAGUGUAUUUCGGUAGGAAUGGACCUGGUGAUUCCAGGUACUAGCGCAUUGUACCUAAAGAGCCGAGGUUGUCGUAUGGACGAGAAGCGUAUAAACUGCGUGGCAGAGUCAAGAGAGAGCAGAGCUAUGGCGAUGUGGGGUAUUGUUUUUAAAAAGACAGCCACCUUCACUGUUGUGGUGGAAACACUCAGUGGUGAACCUUUGUGCCUUGAUAGUUCCAUGUUUGUUGGCAUUGGUGAGGCUGAGGAGGUUGUUUCUUUGUCACCAGAGGCUCUCCGCAGCCGGUGCAUUUCAGGGGAAGCUGAUAUUGUCUCUAUUUGCAGUGAUUCUUCACUGAGUCGUAAGCUAACUUCCCCGAGUCUUUCUCCUUGUGGCCUUCAUCGCGGCUCGACCAUCACCAUCGAGGUUGACGCCGCGUCGGGGUUGGCGACUAUUCGGCGAGAUUGGGUAACACUCGGCACACAGCCAUUCUCUGCCACCCGCCUCUCCCAACCUGUCAACCUGGUGGGAUUUGUGCUGUUUGGACAGAAGAACGUCAUCGCUUCCAUCUACCCCGAGGAGUGCCCAACCCUCUCUGGUGUCGUGGAAGGCGUGGAUAAGGGCUUUGUUCGUGUGUCAUGCCAAGGGGGGAUGCGACUGCUAAAGCCAGAGCACUGCCGAGUGCCCCUAUAUUCAUGUCAAAGUCCACCAAAACCAAAUACGUUAGGCUAUGUAUUUGUGAAGAAGAAACUUGUUCAAUGUAACGUUGUCGCUGUGGAGAAGGAAGAAGUCAGACUACAUUUUCCCGCUGAUGAUGUAGGACAGACGGUGCCGUAUACUCAUUUUCUAACGAGUCGGUGCGAUGUUAUAGCAGAGGAGAGAUCGCUUCAUCGUGAGGUUGGUGAAACAGGCCUCACGGUUAGUGAUGGUUUCGUUAUUUCCAGGCUGCUUCUCAUUCUUUCAUGUCUGUGUGAAAAUGAAGCUCUUUCUCCUCUUGUACUGUCGCACUCUCCUGGGCUCCUGAGUGUCCUCAGUCGUCUGGCUGCGGUGGAGAUCAACAAUGAUGCUCCUACGGAGUUUAUUCAAGAAGUUCGCACGGCAGUAGCUGUGACAUGCAACUGUAUGCGUGUGGUAACAGGAAACAGAUGCCUUGAAGGAUUCAUGCCAUCGCUUACCAUUGAUGAUCAUUGUUUAAAACCAAAACGUGGUAUGCUUAUGUGUGCUGUUGAGGGACCGUCUAGAGGAAAUAUUUUCGAGGUAGUUGAAAUGGAAUCAGGUGGUUUCUUUAAGGGUGCAGAACAUCAGCUCCACUCUGUGAAGAAGGUGCUCCAUACGAAAGAUUGCAUUCCUGUUAAACAGUGCAAUGGGAAGCCGUGGUGGACAUUGAAUAAUGGAUUGCCCUGUAGCUUGCUUGAGCACACAUUACGAGUGACACAACCUGAAAGUGGCACAAAGAAUACCACUCUGGAAGGUGAAUGGCAAGGCGAGGUCACGGUUCCAAGGAGUAGCACCGGUUCGAUUUGGCUUCGGCUGAUGGCGGAUUGCACGGGAACAGGUGUCGUCAGUUUUCCCUCGUUUUCGGUGGAGUGUGUUGUCUUUGGUGAAUACAUGCGGUACAACCGAACAGUGCGUCUCUGUCUCUUCGAUGCUGGUAAGUCGACAAGGUGUCGUGGGUUCCACUUUCAGAGUGGAAGUGAGGAAAUGUCCUUUGAUGUAGCGGUGACUCGCCUCGAGGCGAUGUUGUCGGAUAAUGAAAACCCCAGCCUUAUUGCCGUCAUGAAUGGAAUUAUUGACAGGGAAGGGCAAAGAGUGCUUGGUGCAUGGAAGCCAAAGAAUGAUAGAGCUGGAACAUUUGCAAUGAAUUCUUUCCAUCGAGUGACAUUCAUUUCUCCUACGACAGAAUUGGCGCACAUUGAACCGCUCCCGGACUGCAAGGACCCUAUAAUACCACCACCACCCCAACGUGACAUGGUGUCCACAAUGCACCGCCUCGUGGUGCUGCUCGCCCGUCAUUUGUAUCUCUUUAUUCUUACCAAAGGCGAUGCGGUGACCAGAGACGCCAUUCGUGGUAUUAUACACUUCCAUUCUCACCCGUUGACGGACCGACUCCUCUCGACUUAUGUGGAUAUGGAUCAACUGCUGCGUACUGUAUAUGAGACACUUUAUAUCAUCCUUGAUCCCAACACAAAGCCAUGGGAUUCUACCACACUGUCCUUGUUGAUCACAAAAUGUGUCCUCCUCCGACCCGAGGUUGCCACACAUUUUCCUAGUCUUCUUUGGGACUCUUUUCACGCUGUUGUUGCGGCCACGCAUCAAUGUGGUGAGGAAUACCGUCAUCACCUGAUGAAAAAUAUAAUUCUAUUCGUUGAGAAGCACUGCCGUGGAUUUGAUGGUAUUUACACUCAGCUCCUUUCCAUAUUGCUCACAUGGGUGGACCGGGGUGUUUCGAGCUUUUUAAGCUCCUCUGAGAUACGCAAAGACGUUGCUGCUGGUGUGGAACUUGUCAUGAGUGUAGGGAAACCACUUCUUGAUCAAACUAUUCGUCAUAUUCCAUUGGCGCCACUAAAGUGUCUGAUUAACAUGGCGAAGGCCUUCCGAGCAGGACUUCCACUACCUAAAACAGUUGACUUUGUCGAGGAGGAGACAACGGUGCGAAACAUCUCCCCAGUUGAGGCAAUCUGCACCUUUGGUGAGCUUAUUGAAGGUGUUCUUAAGGUUGGAAAAGUCAGAAGUUCUUGUGCUGCAGGUGCGCAUGGGAAAUACUACUACGAGACAACGCUACCUGAUAGACUUACUGCACCGUUUGUCAUUGGGUGGGGAACGGAACAGCAUUCGGAAGUUCCAAGCCAGCACGUUGGAAGUGAUACAUGCAGCUUUGCCUUUACAGGGAAUGAGAUUUCUUCAAAGAACAAAAAAGAGGAAUAUAAGCCUGGACAAGAGGUAUUGCCCAAGUCCGUGAUUGGUUGCCUUCUUGACAUGGAUGAGAAGUUAGUUGCCUGGUCUGUAAACGGCGCGUAUGGCCCCUUUGUACCCAUUCCGGUCGAUCACGGGGAUCAUGGCCUCUAUGCCUUCGCCUCAACCGGCUCCUGUAGUGGCAUGCGGGUGUCACUGAGCGCCGCUCAGUUUAUAUACGUUCCCGAUGGGUAUUCCGAUCUCUCGGGACGUUACACACGUGUCGUCAUCUCAACCUUCGACGAGGAACUGGCGCAGAGCGCCCUGCCGGCUCGGCCCAUAUCCUUCUACGGGCAGUUGGCUUCGUACCUCUCCGACGUGGAGGAGUUAACAUCGUCAAAGCCCAAUGCAAACACCUCGUCCUUUUCGGCACUGUCAUCAACGGCGGCUGAGAUACCAGAACUGGCCCUUAUGAGGCGCUACCCUUCAGUGAUGCAUCUCACCUACGAUGAAAGACGGGAAUAUACAAAGGUGAUUCGCGUUGCAGAGAGUUGCAUGGCAACUGCACGCCGCUUUAUUGAUUUGGAUAGUGAUGUGGUUGACGGCUGCUUGUCAAGUUCUUUUCUGCUCAUGAGGCACAUAGUGCGUCGGUCGUUCAGUAAGAACCUCCUUGUGAGUAUCCCGCCUGUUGAGAAGAACCCUAAUCCACCAAUCAUCACGGUGCGGAUAACAGAGUUAUAUUCAACUCUUCCACGCACGCCUGAAGUUGCUCUUCAGCGCUCUGUUCUGUCGCAGAUAUACAAACAAAUCGGAUCCUUCACAAAUAAACAAUUCAGACAGUCCCCCCUAUUUAAGGUAAAUCUGUACAUCGCUGGCACAGGACACGCACCACACGAUCUUGGUGGUCCGUACAGACAAUUGUGGACGUUCCUCAGUGAAGAACUUAUGGCACACCCGGAUAAAUGCUAUCCGCAUACAGAUUACCAUCGGAACCCACUUUGCCGCUACCUGAACAACUCCCAUAGAGUUGCGCUGGUUCCUGAUAGUUCGGCGAACUCUGAAUAUGACCUUGUUCUAUUGAAUUUCCUUGGAAAAACCAUGGGUCAUGCAGCAGCAGCUGGGUCUCCUCUUGCAUUGGAUUUUUCACCCUUUGUGUGGAAGUAUUUGGUGGAGGACACCCUCACGGUAAAGGACUACUACAAGGACGUUGACAGUGUUGUGGAAAGGAGUAUGGAAGAUGGUGAUUUUCUUAUGAGUGGUAUGGCCGAGGAAAUCAUCCCCAACCUUGCAGCAAAGGUGCUGGCACUUGGAUGUGGUGGAGUCGGAGUAGAGAGUGAAGAUGAGGAAGAGGAGAAGGAGUUGGUGAACAGGCGUCGUCUACUUGCGGAAGACUGUCUUGUUCAUUCAAUGGACCUGCAGCUGAAUGCGAUUCGCGAGGGAAUGUGGUCAGUCUUGCCCAAGCGUGUCAUCCGGUGUCUCUCGUGGAGGGAGCUGGAGCGGAUGGUUUGCGGAGACUCGGACCUAACCCCCGAGUUGAUGCGGCAAUCCAUCGAGGUGCAGCUGCAAGGAAUCAGAGAACAAGCUUUCUGGCGCAUCAUUGAUGAAUUAAGUGUGGAGCAGCGCUCCUCCUUUCUGUGUUUUGCCUGUGGACAGAAGCGACUGCCCCUUAUCCAGAAGAUCAAAGUGACCGAAAAUGCGGAGAGCACCGAACACUUGCCCCGGGCGCAGUCGUGUUCAUCGCUCGUGACUGUCCCGCAGUACGACACCUACGAGCUUUUCAAGGAUAAGCUGCUGAUGGCUAUUGCUCAUGAAAUGGAAAUGGAACUGGCAUAG